AUGGUAUUGAUCAAGAGGAAGCAUGAGGAGCUUGAGAUCAAGAAAAGUGUCUAUGGCGAUGGAAAACUGUGGUUCAGAGGACCCAUCAUCAGAAAAUCAAGCAAUAGACCGGUUUAUUUGGCGACUCUGAAGAAACCCAAGUGGAGACUCACCCACUUACCUAUACUAAUGGUUGUGAAGUCUGCAGAGGUUUUUGAUUCUGCUAUGCUUCAGAGAGAAGCAAUGGUUCUUAGCAACUUCCAUGCUUGCAGAACCCUAGCUGAUUUGAUCAAGAAAAGUGGUGGCAGAGGAUUGUCUGAAUCUGAUGUUAGGUGUUAUACAAGGCAUAUUCUUGAAGGUCUUGAUUGUGUUCAUAGCUCUGGUUAUGUUCACCGUGCUCUAAAGCCUGAGAAUAUCAUAAUUGUUUCAAUUAGUACUGGUACCGGGACUAAGUAUGUGGCUAAGGAUGUUGGCUGCAUUGUAUUUGAGAUGUUAACUGGGAAGUCUGUAUGGGAUGGGAAACAAGAUUCAAAAGUUAAGGACAUUCUCUCUGACAUUAGCAAAGGGCAUAGACUGCUCAAACUACCCAAUGAAAGUGAGAUGCUCUUGAAUCACCAUUUUGUGGUCGGAUUGGGUGAGGACAGCGAAAACAAUGAAGAAGAAUUAUCAGUGGAGAAUUCUGAGGAGAAGGAUGAAAGGGAAUUGAAGGUCAAAAAACUAAAGCUUGAUGCAGAGACAAUUAUGGUUUGCUCAUCAUUGUCAUACGAAGACAGUGCAGUGGAAGAUGAAAUCAGUUCUUCUUGCCGUUCAGAUGAUUGGAGCAACAUGCCAUUGGAGGCAGAGGAAUUGCAGGACAUUGUAGAACCUAGGAGGGUUGAUUGGUCAUUGUCACUGUCAGUUCAGUAUUAG
Camellia sinensis is the source of this 888-nucleotide messenger RNA. The record is from RefSeq and is a predicted model, not a curated record. NCBI's taxonomy places the organism in Eukaryota, Viridiplantae, Streptophyta, Magnoliopsida, Ericales, Theaceae.